AUGCCGGCAUUAAAUCCAGAGUCAACAAAAUCAGGAGCUUCAAACGGAGUGCAUAAAGAGCACAAAAUGUCAUACCCUGAAUUUGGACUUCGGAAUAAAUAUCUAGAGGACGUCAACGAUGAUUUUCUCUACCAUUUUGGCAUAGGAAUCAAGACUGUGGACAUGCCGAAAGUAUUCGGUGACACGAAGUUUGUUUGCACUGGUGGUUCUCCUACCAGGCUGAAGCUCUAUGCGGAAUGGUUUGCGAAAGAGUGCAAUCUUGAGUGCAGUGAGAAUCUCUCCAAAAGCGACCGCUAUGUCUUGUAUAAAACCGGAAAAGUUGUUUGGGCCAAUCACGGUAUGGGAACGCCUUCAUUGAGUAUCAUGCUUAUCGAGAUGUUGAAGUUAAUGCAUCAUGCCAAAGCAGAGGAUGUUAAAUUUAUCCGAUUAGGAACCUCAGGAGGUGUCGGCGUCGAACCGGGUACAGUUGUCGUCAGUACAAACGCCAUGAAUGGUGAACUCACUGAUAAAUAUGUUCAGUGGAUUGCUGGGAAGAGGGUAGAACGAGAAACAUGGCUUGAUGAAGAUUUACGAAAAGAGCUCCUCGCCCUUGCCGCUGAGAUGAAUAUUCCUGUGGAUACUGGUCUGACAUUAUGCGCUGAUGAUUUUUAUGAAGGUCAAAUGCGUCUCGAUGGAUUUUUCUGUGAUUACAAAAAGGAUGAAAAAUUCGAGUUCCUCAAGAAGCUUCAUGAAUUAGGCGUUCGAAAUAUUGAAAUGGAAAGUACAUGUUUUGCGUCAACGACAUACCGUGCCGGAGUCAAAGCAGCUAUCGUUUGCGUCACGUUACUAAAUCGAAUGAAAGGUGAUCAAGUGGUAAUCGACCACGACCAGUAUAUCGAAUUUGAAGAGCGGCCAUUCCGACUUGUCACAGCGCUCAUUAAGAAGCAGCUUGGAUAUGCUUGAUUACUUCCUCUUUAUAAACACCCACCAAACUUGUGCACAUUGUCUGAGGUUGUGUUACUGUGAUUUAUUCUUCACUUCUAAGUCAAUUAUUUCACUUUUGUUUGCUUUGUUCCUUGUUGCUAUACACCAAAAACUGGUGAUAUAUGAAAGCUGAUAUAACAUAUGCAUGUUCGAGAAGGCAAGCCAUCAUACGCAGAGAAAGUGUGCUAUUAUGAAUUCAUCUGCGUCACCAUGCUAGAGCGC
This is a messenger RNA of Cylicocyclus nassatus, 1185 nucleotides long. NCBI's taxonomy places the organism in Eukaryota, Metazoa, Nematoda, Chromadorea, Rhabditida, Strongylidae. The record is from the annotation of a GenBank genome assembly.